GUCUUUUGUAGGAGCAUACAAUUAAAGUUUAAGCAGAGGUUUUUGCGCCAUCAAAAUCAGAACUUAUGUUGGUAGAACUAGAAACCACUAAAAGAGCGAACUGAACAACGAAAGUAAACGCAAUGCGGGAACAUGGUGACAACAAUUAAGAUAACCUGCGAUGGAGUGUUCAUUCAGUCCAACUCGUACCUCAUGCCCACGCCUUCUCCCAGCGGAGCAGGCGCCACGGGAUCGUCAUCCUUGGAACGGGUGCUGAAACCCGCGUCCGCAUCCGCCUCUCCAUCCAAUUCGAACAACGAAAGUGAUAACUCGCAGACGAGCAGUGGCAGCCAGACGGCGUCCAGUGCCAGCAAGCGAUCCAAUCGAUCCGUGGGCCGGAGUCAACGAGGAUCGGGUGCGCAGGACACAAGGCGACGCUACUACUUUGGCAGCAAGGACAUAUACUGGUGCAAGCAGAGCAGGGAGGCAGCUGCGGCAGCCACGCUCUCGGGCUCGGGACUAACGCGCAGUGCCAGCAGUGUCACCCACAAGGAGGGGGCCACCCACGCCACCCACACUGGUGGUCAGGUGAUCUCCCGUGCGCGUCGCAAGCCCAUCCUGCUGUGCAGCAGCCUGAGCGCUGCCUAUGCUCCUCCUCGUCGGCGUGAGUUUUACUUCUGCGACAAGUAUGCACCUGGUCCAGCAAGGAAUACUCCUACUACAACCACAUCAUCCGCAACACCGGCCAAGCACGAAUCCUCCCCGCCCAUCGACGCACGUCUGCUGAACUUCCUGCGGUGUGCACAUCGAAAGUUCCAGGCAUCCAAAGCCAAAACAGAGCUCCAACAAACCAAAGACAGAACCUUGGGAAAUUCCAGGGAGCGGAACAGUAAGAACGGGCAGCAGACUUCCCGCUCGCUGCCACCCAUUGCCAGCUCGGAGGAGUGGUUCGACGAGGAGGCACAACCCAGGAAAAGCAGCCACGAGAAGAGCCAGAAGCCCAACCCGAAACCGGAGGAGAAACAUAAGGAGAAGGAAGCGAUCUCGAGAAAAGCGUCCGGCGAGGGUGAUCUGAUCACCGUUGAGAUCAAGCAGGGAUUGCUGAGGAAGCAGAGGGCAACCACGACGACCGGCCAGGCUAUGAACAGCCACGCGACUGCCACGCAGAACGGACAAACCACGGUCGUCGGACACCAUCGCGGAUUCUCGCAGCCCUCGGUGACGGUGGCCGCUGCAGCGACAACGGGCAGCACGGCUGGCGAUCCAUGGUUCCUGCAGACCACCGGUCACCAGAUGCCACCCACUGCACCGUUGCGGCACAACAAGCGUCCUGCCCCCCAGCCGAAUGUGGUUUUGGGAGCGGGUUCCUCGGGAGCUGCGCCUGGAUCGGCGGUUGGGGCGGUACUGCUCCACCAGCAGCAACUCAGCCAGUCGCAGCCGCACAUUGUGCCGCCCAGCAUACCGCCGCACCACCACCACCAUCGCGAGAACAAUGUGCACCCCAUCCAGGCGGGCGCGGCAGCCGCAUUGCAUUUGUCAUCGCAUGCGCUUAAUAGUCAUAAUUUAAUCAGCAGCGCCAGCAAUCAUUCGCCCAAGUCCCCCAACCAGACGCAGCAGCAGCAACAGACGACGAGCCAGCAGCAACAGCAGCAGCAGCAGGCGCCUCACAGCAUACUGUCCACGUUUGCACCCGCCCCCACUGUCGCCGCCGUUCAGCCGGCGGGAUCGCAGUCCGUUGCCGGUACCGCUGCCGCAGUGGCCGUCGUUGCCCAGCAGCAGCAACAGCAGCAUCUCCAGCUGCUGGCCAACUGUCCGCCCGGUGGAGCGGGUCUGAUGUCCUCCUCCCUGAAUGCAGCCCAAAUGGGCAUGCACGGCGCCGAGCGAGCGCUGCCGCCAAAGAGUCUGGCGCUGAGUGGCAGCCAGCAUGGCAGCAAUAUGCUACUGCACACAGCACCGCAACCGCCGCAGGCCUCUCAGCCAGCGGCAGUGGUCGGCGUCAGUGGUAGCGGAUCGGCGGGCAUGUCCACCUCGCUGCACAGCUUCGACAUUAAUGGAGUCACGGCAGGCAGCGGGGUGAAUGCGAGCAGCGCGUGGUCCAGCGGCUCCACCACUGCCAUGAACCAUGCUUCCCUCUCGCCCACAGCGAUGGCACCGCAGCAAGGGCGGUCCAGGUGCGAGGUUAAACUGAACGCUAUGCCAUGGUUCCAUGGCAGCAUAACGCGGGAUGAGGCGGAGCAUCUGCUGCAGCCCCGUGAGGACGGAUUGUUCCUGGUUCGCGAGUCCACAAACUUCCCUGGCGACUACACGCUCUGCGUUUGUUUCCAGUCCAAGGUUGAGCACUACCGGGUCAAGUACCUAGAGAACAAGUUGACCAUCGACGACGAGGAAUACUUUGAGAAUUUGGGCCAGCUAGUGGCGCAUUACGAGGCGGAUGCGGAUGGACUGUGCACCCAGCUGAUUAAAUGCUUGCCAAAGCUGGGCAAACAAGAGUUCUGCAUUAACUCCAAAGAUUUCGUGGACAAGGGCUGGGUGAUCCCUGAAGCGGAGCUGCAGCUGCGCGAGAGCAUCGGCAAGGGCGAGUUCGGUGACGUGAUGCUGGGCAUAUUACGCAACGAGAAGGUGGCCGUCAAGAUGCUGAAGGACGAGGGCGCCGUGCAGAAGUUUCUGGCUGAGGCCUCGGUCAUGACCACGCUGGAGCACGACAAUUUGGUAAAGUUCAUCGGCCUUGUCUUCACCAGCAAGCAUCUGUAUCUGGUUACGGAAUAUAUGAGUAAGGGAUCACUGGUUGAUUACCUGCGAUCGCGAGGACGACAGCACAUAACCAAAAAGGAUCAAAUCAUUUUUGCCUACGACACUGCCUCUGGUAUGGAGUAUCUGGAAGCAAAAAAGGUUGUCCAUCGCGAUCUGGCAGCACGCAAUGUCCUUAUAUCAGAGAAUUGCGUGGCUAAAGUAUCGGAUUUCGGUUUGGCACGCGAGGAAUGCUACAAUCUUGACGUUGGCAAACUGCCCAUAAAAUGGACGGCUCCAGAGGCUCUUAAAAAUGGGCGCUUUUCCAACAAAUCAGACAUGUGGAGCUUUGGCAUACUGCUAUGGGAAAUCUACUCCUUUGGACGCGUGCCCUAUCCCAGAAUUCCAUUAGCCGAUGUGGUAAAGCACGUUGAGGUGGGUUACAAAAUGGAAGCACCCGAGGGCUGUCCACCGGAGAUCUACGAAAUGAUGCGACAGGCCUGGGACCUAAAUCCCGCCAAGCGACCCACAUUCGCGGAGCUCAAGGUCAAACUGCAGCUACUGAACAAUGCCACGGCGUGAGGAGCCAGCAAGGGAGUGACGCCAGUGACGCGCGAUAGGGAUGAACUAAAGCGAAAUGUUUAGACCAGAUGUCAUUUAAGCCAUGGGCAGAGCCAAUCCCUGCCAGAAAUGGGCCAGAUCCAAAGCUGAAACUGACUUGACACUGAACGCAACAAUUUUUCGUACGAUUAUAUACAUACAUGAAUAUAUUCACUACUUUACAACAAUUUAUUUACAUAUAUAAUUUAUGGAGUAAGUUUUGUAAGCCUAAGCGAAGAAACCCAACACAAUCAAGCAAUGUUAGUGAGUUGCGCCAGCUUCCGACAUAUAAUUAAUUGAUAACCAACAGAACGGACUACGUGUGACGGAGAGGAGAAGGGCAGCUGCGUAGCCUACCUACUACUACUACCUUUAACUACCUACCACAAUAUUAUAUGUUAUGUGUACACUUACCGUAGCUAUUUAUUAGUUAACUUAUCGGUUCGGACUCCACUGUAACAUUUAACUUCUGGAUUCGUGACCACGUCUGUAUCUUUAUGUUAUAGAAUACGCAUACAUAUGAGCGCCUUCCGUUCGGACGGCGCCUGUCUAAAUCAAUUGUUUAUAGGAUGUUUCCCUUUGAUAUCGUAAAGACGUCAAGUUUUAUUCGAGUUCCGUAUACUCUUUCUGUUAACCGUUUCUGUUUGUAGCACAAAACUGAGGGAUGACCACAAAGAACUUGUCCAACAAGUCGUUGGAAAAGAGAUCACGCUGAGAAUUAGUUAAAUUUAGUUACAUUUAUUUGUAUUAAAAAAAUAAUAAUAAAACGAAAUGAAAGCCAGCAAAAAGUAUGCAAAAUAAGCAAGCGAAACCUAAGCAAAAAUUAACGAAGGCAGCUGAGAGGCUGCGUGUCCUUAAACUCAAGAAAACGAAAAAGAGAAAAACACUUGUGAAAAUAUGCAUUACAUUAAAACGUCUACAUAUACAUAAUACAAUACACAUUACCUACGUAUUUAGCUUAUAAAUCGAUUAAUAAUAUACAAAUAUAAAUUAUUACGCGCAAAGUUCGUAAAUUUGUUCAUUAUUCGGUCCAUUCUUCUAACAAGGAAUCUCCUUCUCUGUACUUUAAUCGAACCAAUCCAAUGCAGCUGGCGGCAAGGCAAAGGAAAAUUGUAAUUUAUUUUUUAAAAAACGUACCCCCUAAUUAACUUAACAAAUAAUGCCUAUUUUAAUGUUCCCUUUAAGCAACUUGUACAUUUAUGCGUUUUAAUUUUCGUUUAAGGGCAGCCACUUUGCUUUAACACUUAAUUUUAGUAUACUUUAUGUAAAACACACCUAAUACACCAACACACACACCCCCCCACGUCCCAUGGUAUAUAUUUAAUUAAUUUUAAAGUUAUUAUUUUUUUACAAACACACUUCAAUCCACAUUGUAAACGAAAGUUCUAUGCGUUAGUGAAACCCUGGAGAAAGCAACACAAAUAUGCACCAACACACAAAACUUAAACGCGGUGAUUAAAGGAAGGCAGCGAGUUCAAAAACUUUUAAUAAAAGUAAAGAAUACAAGCAUGAAA
This is a messenger RNA of Drosophila sechellia, 4820 nucleotides long. RefSeq names its product C-terminal Src kinase (gene Csk). The record is from RefSeq and is a predicted model, not a curated record. Gene Ontology annotation, molecular function: protein tyrosine kinase activity; ATP binding. Gene Ontology annotation, biological process: protein phosphorylation. The coding region runs from base 133 to 3288 and encodes 1051 amino acids. The transcript is spliced from 8 exons. Lineage: Eukaryota; Metazoa; Arthropoda; Insecta; Diptera; Drosophilidae.